CGCCAUUUAUAUAUAACCCCUCUCUCUCUCUCUCUUUCACUCUCCCUUUUCCAAUUUCAGGAGCUCACAAACAUAUCAAUCGCCGAUCUUCUUCAAACCCCAGUGAGUUUCUUUUGGUAAUUCAUCAAUUUUUGAUUCAAAUUCUAUCGGUUUAUCAAUCCCCUUCUAAAUUUACACAGCUCUUCAAUCUCUCUCUCUCUCUCUUUUUUCUUUUUAGUUUCUUUCUUGUUUUUCAUUCGUAAUUUCAAACGAUUUCAAAUGGGUUGUUCGGUGAGGGAUAAGCAUGUUCGUACGAAUCGGAGGCCUCGAUCGGUAAAAUCCGAAUUCGAUCCUUGCUGUCAUCAAGAACGAGCUUCACUUCAUAAAUCUGUACUCGAAUUGGGUUCUAAGCCGUUGGAUUAUCAUAUAGGGCUUGAUGAUUCAAACCAGAUCAACGCGGUGACUUCAAACUCUAAUUCCAGCUCCAAUUUGGAUGAUGGUGGAUGGGGUUACUGUACGGAGGAUCAAUUGGAGGAAAUUUUGAUGAAGAAUUUACAAUUUGUUUAUACCGAAGCCAUUUCUAAGCUUGUAGCAUUGGGUUAUGAUGAGGAUACUGCGAUGAAUGCGAUUUUGCAUAAUGGGCACUGCUAUGGUAGUAUGGAUGUGUUAACAAAUGUACUGCAUAAUUCGCUUUCGUUUUUGAAUGGUGAUAAUAACUCCGAUAACCUCAAUAGUGAGGUUGUUGCAGCUGUUGAAGCUGUUGAAGCUGCUGCAGUUGCCGCGGCUUCUGGUGAUGGUAUUGAUAUUGAUAUUGAUAUUGGUAAUUGUAAUGGUUAUGGUUAUGGUAUUGAUAUUCCUAAUGUGAAUGCUAAUGCUAAUUUGGUCGUGGAUGAUCCUGAGCCUGUGUUCUCUGAUUUAAGGCAAUUGCAAGAGUACUCGUUAGCUGGUAUGGUGUGUUUGUUGCAACAAGUUAGGCCUCAUUUGACUAAAGGAGAUGCUAUGUGGUGUCUGCUUAUGAGUGAUCUUCAUGUUGGUCGUGCUAGUGCUAUGGAAGUUCCGGUGCUUCCUUCGGCACCAAGUAAUGUUAAUGGGUCAGCAUCUGGUGCCAAUGGUGAGAAUGUUAGUAAUCAACCAGUGGGAUUUUUGGCACCAUCCCUUUGUAAAUUUCAUAGUGGUUCAGGUUUUGGAAAUGGUGGUGGUUCAGAAUUUUCUGUAAACAGGUUUGUGUCUUAUGCUCCUGAUAUGAAUUUGCAUAGAGAUAUUGAGUGUCCAAAGAGAUUUAAUCUUUCUCCUUCAAUGAAGUCGUUGUUGAAGAGAAAUGUGGCUGCAUUUGCUGCUGGUUUUCGAGCAAACUCAAAGAACCUUCAGGUACAGUCUCAAGCUUGUACAAAUGGCUUACCAAGUGAAAAUCCCCCUGUCGUACAAGGUGGUUCUGGAUUUCCAGUGGAGAAAAGUGAGGAAAACCAAGACGCUGUGAAUUUAAUGUUGAGUAAAUUCCGUGAUUUGAAACUCUAUGAGAAUCUGGAUUUUGUGGCAGAAGAUCAAAAAGAUGAAGUGAUUGUAAAUCUCUUGCAGCAGAUUAAAGAGCUUGAGAGACAAGUAAAGGAGCGGAAAGAAUGGGCGCAUCAAAAGGCAAUGCAAGCUGCAAGGAAACUGAGUAAUGAUCUCACAGAGCUUAAAAUGUUGAGGAUGGAAAGGGAAGAGACCCAAUGCCUGAAAAAAGGUAAACAGUCUUUAGAGGACACGACAAUGAAACGACUAUCUGAGAUGGAGAACGCUUUGAAAAAGGCCAGUGGUCAAGUGGAUCGUGCAAAUGCAGCAGUGCGGCGACUUGAGAUAGAAAAUGCAGAAAUUAGAGCAGAGAUGGAAGCUUUAAAGUUAAGUGCUUCCGAGUCUGUCACAACUUGUUUGGAGGUUGCAAAGAGGGAGAAAAAAAGUCUAAAGAGAUUACUGGCCUGGGAAAAGCAAAAAACAAAAUUACAGGAGCAGAUUGCAGAGGAGAAGGAUAAGAUAUCAAAGUUGCAAGAUCAAUUGGAGAUGAUCAAGUUAGGUCAAAAAGAGGCUGAGGUGAGGUGGAGGCAGGAGGUGAAUGCUAAAGAGGCUGCCAUGGCACAAGUGGAAGACGAAAGACGUAGUAAAGAAGCAGCAGAGGCUAGUAGUAAACGAAAGCUCGAGGCACUACGCCUUAAGAUAGAGAUAGAUUUUCAGCGCCACAAGGAUGAUCUCCAAAGGCUUGAACAAGAACUUUUGCGUCUAAAGGCAUCUGCACAAUCCACAGAGUCACACCACCCCUCCAAUAACAAUACACCUAAAGGGAAUUCUGACAGUGUAAAACCCCAGGGAGAAACCAUUGCGAAAAUGCUUCGGGAAUUAGACAGUUAUGAGGAUUCGUCAGAGAAAGACCUCAAUCAAGACCGUGACUGCAUAAUAUGUAAGAGGGGUGAGGUCUCUAUUGUUUUCUUGCCUUGUGCUCACCAAGUUCUGUGUGCCAGUUGCAGUGACAACUAUGGCAAAAAGGGUAGAGCAACAUGCCCAUGUUGUCGGGUUACAAUAGAACAAAGAAUCCGAGUUUUUGGUGCAAGUUCAUAGAAGAAUAGUAAUGAAGAAGAGGUUAAAGAAUACCAUGUUUCGAACUGUAAUAUUUGUUUGUUAAAAGAAACUCCAUUGCCUUGGUAAUAUACCUUCGAACAUGUUUACAGUUUACAAAAUUUACCUAAAUCGAAUAUGCUUAUGAUAUAUGAGAAUGGUUGACAGUGUAUAUAAUAUAAAUAAAAAGCAGUAACUUUGCUUA
Cucumis melo (muskmelon) is the source of this 2770-nucleotide messenger RNA. RefSeq names its product MND1-interacting protein 1. NCBI's taxonomy places the organism in Eukaryota, Viridiplantae, Streptophyta, Magnoliopsida, Cucurbitales, Cucurbitaceae. The record is from RefSeq and is a predicted model, not a curated record. The coding region runs from base 259 to 2568 and encodes 769 amino acids. The transcript is spliced from 2 exons.